AUGGCGAGGCCGGGCUUCUCCAAGACAAUCCUUCUCACGGCAACACCAGGAGAGAAGCCCGUGAAUGGGAUCAAGUGCAUCCCGAUUGACUUCGAGGUCAUCUGGAUGCCCAAAGACAGCCGGCCGGAGCUGUUAGAUUGGAAAGUCUCGCAGAUCAGCGUCAAGCUCGGAGUUCCUGUGAGGGCCACACGCCGUCCAGUGUAUCCUCCCGUGCCAGAUCCACCUUUCAACAACCGCGUCCCGCCACUCUUCAUGAAAAGCGACAUGGAUGACCCAGAUUUCGGCGCCUCGGGGCACAUCAGCUGGCUGCAGGGAGACUUCGCGGUGCAGCGCUGCGACAAGAAGGACCUCGAGGUGGAUCAGCUCGCGGCCUUGCUGCAAUACAUCAGCGGCAACUUCGUGAUAGCUUCCUCUUGGGAGUUUCCAAAGUUUCCAAAGGACGUCCAGAACUCGAUCAAGGCAGAGAUUAGCAAGAAAGUCAAUCCAACCGCUUUCGCCGCCUGGUUUGAGGACCGACGCCUGCAAAUGAUUGCGGAAGGCCACAAAGUGUGGAAAGAUCUCCCGUGUCCCGUCGUGUUCGACGGCUGUGCCGCUUGUGGAGAGAGGGGGAAGGAUGGGCAGGAACUGCAGCUUUGUGCCGGGUGCAAGGAGGCCCGAUACUGUACAAAGGCCUGCCAGAAAGCACACUGGAAGCAACACAAGAAAGCGUGCAAAGAAGCUGCGCAUCACAGAAAGGCCCACCUGCAUCGGACGCUCCAGCUCGUCCUAAACUUGUGA
Zasmidium cellare ATCC 36951 is the source of this 777-nucleotide messenger RNA. RefSeq lists its product as uncharacterized. Lineage: Eukaryota; Fungi; Ascomycota; Dothideomycetes; Mycosphaerellales; Mycosphaerellaceae. The coding region runs from base 1 to 777 and encodes 258 amino acids. The record is from RefSeq and is a predicted model, not a curated record. The transcript has a single exon.